Molecule: messenger RNA, 1032 nt
Organism: Plasmodium inui San Antonio 1
Lineage: Eukaryota; Apicomplexa; Aconoidasida; Haemosporida; Plasmodiidae
Exons: 4
Coding region: 1-1032 (343 amino acids)
Source: RefSeq, a predicted model, not a curated record
AUGGAAAACGUAAACAAAAGGGACAUCCUUGUGAAUUAUUUAAAACUGUGCAACAAGAACGAUAUGGCCGAGGCAAUUAUGAAAUACUGCGAUGAGGACCGCGGGAUAGUUUUCAACAGGCACCCCGCCCGAAACGAGAACAAAUUUGGAGCGAUCUACGACUACACGGCUUCUUCGCAGUCCAAAAUAUCAAGCGCGACGAGCUCUUCGCACGAUUUAAAAGGGUCAAUCGAAAAAGGAAGCAAUCGAAGCAAUCGAAGCCGUCACAGCAUAGUGCAAUCCAAAUGCUUCUAUAAGAGUAAAAGCUCUCUGGAAAGUCAGCACAUAGAUAAGCACCCAAGCAGCUACAUCUCAUGCGGCAGCAAAAAGCAGGUGAAGGACGGAGUAGCACACACGAAUGACCCCAUUUCCGAUGUGCUGGAUGACAUGUGUGAAAUUGUAGCACCUGAAGGCAAGGGAAAGUUUUUAAAAUUUAUAGGGGAAAAUUACGUGUACGUCUUGCUGGAAAAUGGCACAUACAAUUGCUACCCUAUGGACCUGCUAAAGCUAAAUCGAUCCUACUUGAAGACAAACGCGAUUUACAACCUUCGAUUGAACUACAAAGACAGGGCGUUAAAUCACACUAGGAAUGUCUUAAAAGAUAAAAUUGCUUCCUUGCAACGUAAAGGGACCCCCUUAAAUGAACAGAAAGGAACUUCCGACGAGUUCGUCGCAUUUCCUGCUCACAUGAACCAUUUGAGAGACUACAUAAUGAAAAACGACUCAGAGAAGGAAAACGCUCCCUUGAGGAAUUACUUGGAGAAUCACUUGGGCAACCACUUGGAGCAUCACGUGAUGCGUCUUCCCCUGAAGAAUGAAGAAUCGGGUGGGGGUGUACCUGACAGGAGUCACAUAUAUGGGAACCACAAUUUGGCUAAAAAAACCGUUAAGGUUAAAUCGUUAAAUAGUAGAUACACGUUGGAGGGGUCCAAGUGGUAUGCCCCCACUGAUCUCAAAAUUGCAAGUGAGGAAAGCUGCACCGCUUGCUGCUGA